UCAGGGGGAUUGACUCAUUGCAGUGUUGCCCUUUCGCUUUGAGGAGACCACUGCACCCCUGUCCUGUGGAGCAGAGACGCUGAUUUUCUUGGAAGCAGGCUUUGCAAAGAGCUCUGCAGUCUGUUCCCCGUGCCCUGAAAGCCCUGCAGUCUCCCAUGCAUGUAUUUGCACUCAAGUGGAAAACUGCUUUUUGUCAUGAGGAAAGCUUCUCCGUAGCGGUGUCAAGUGCAGGGCUUGGUAUGUUAGGGUGGAGCGGUAUCUCCUGGCAGGUUUUUUGUUGUGGCCCUGUGGAGACUGGAGAAGGCUUGUGAACAUCCUGGGGAGCGUGGCUUGAGUUUGUGCAAUUGCAGCAUCCAGAGCAACUUCUCAUGCUCUUCAGCAACAGCAGGAUCUUCCAGCUUGGCUCAGGCUCCUUGGCUGUUGUGGGGCUGCAAGCAUUUGUCCUGAGACCCAACAGACAGUCCCUGGGAUAUGUCCCUCCUCCCUGAAAGAUGGGUGUGAUCUGAAUACUUGUGGAAAGCUAGAGGGGAAUUGCUGUGUUCUUGGUAGCCUGGGCUCAGGUCCCUUUGCCUCUGGGAAGUGUUUGUGUCCUGUGGUGUGUCCCCAGCUCUGUGACCUCAGCUUUCACAUCCUGAAAAGCAUGUUUUGGGGAUAAGCCUCACCUUCCAAGCUGAUACCUUCUCUGUGUUUCAGUGUGGACAACAGCGAGUAUAUGAGAAAUGGAGACUUCUUACCCACUCGCCUGCAAGCCCAGCAAGAUGCUGUCAACAUUGUGUGCCACUCAAAAACCCGCAGCAACCCCGAGAACAACGUGGGGCUCAUUACCUUAGCCAAUAACUGUGAAGUGUUGACCACGCUCACCCCAGACACAGGCCGAAUCCUUUCAAAGCUACACACGGUGCAACCCAAAGGGAAAAUUACCUUUUGUACAGGCAUCAGAGUUGCUCACCUGGCUUUAAAACAUCGUCAAGGCAAGAAUCACAAGAUGCGAAUCAUUGCCUUUGUUGGGAGCCCUGUAGAAGAUAAUGAGAAAGAUCUGGUGAAACUGGCAAAGCGUCUUAAGAAAGAGAAAGUCAACGUUGACAUAAUCAACUUUGGAGAAGAGGAAGCCAAUACAGACAAGCUCACUGCCUUCAUUAACACCUUAAACGGCAAGGAUGGGACUGGCUCCCACUUGGUGACAGUGCCUCCGGGGCCGAGCCUAGCCGAUGCCCUCAUCAGCUCCCCCAUUCUGGCUGGGGAGGGCGGUGCCAUGCUGGGCCUUGGGGCCAGCGACUUCGAGUUUGGUGUGGAUCCGAGCGCAGACCCAGAAUUGGCUCUGGCCCUGCGGGUCUCCAUGGAGGAGCAGAGGCAGCGGCAAGAGGAGGAGGCCAGGAGGGCUGCAGCCGCCUCUGCGGCUGAGGCUGGGAUCGCAGCCACUGGUGGGGACGAUUCAGACGACGCUUUGCUGAAGAUGACGAUAACUCAGCAGGAGUUUGGCCGAGCUGGGCUGCCUGACCUCAGCAGCAUGACGGAGGAGGAACAAAUUGCCUACGCCAUGCAGAUGUCACUGCAGGGAGCGGAGUUUGCCCAGGCAGAGGCGGCAGAAGUGGACAGCAGCACAGCCAUGGACACAUCUGAACCCGCUAAGGAGGAAGAUGACUACGAUGUGAUGCAGGACCCCGAGUUCCUGCAGAGCGUGCUGGAGAACCUGCCUGGCGUGGACCCCAACAACGAGGCCAUCCGCAACGCCAUGGGCUCCCUGGCCUCACAGGCCUCCAAGGAGAGCAAGGACAAAAAGGAGGAGGAGAAAAAGUGACAGCGCUGGGGCUGGGUCUCGCUGAUGGGCGGGCAGUGAGUCGGUCACACACUUCAUCGCUUCAGCGUAGCCAUUGCCCCUGGGGCAAGCGUGGAGGAGCCCCAAGCGUGUGAGGGGACAGGGUAGGUCUGGGUUUUCUUGAUGUAACAGGUUAAUAAAAGCAUUUGAAGUU
Messenger RNA from Struthio camelus australis, 1970 nucleotides. The record is from RefSeq and is a predicted model, not a curated record. NCBI's taxonomy places the organism in Eukaryota, Metazoa, Chordata, Aves, Struthioniformes, Struthionidae.